GGGGGGCUCACUUCACCUAAAACUACAGCCUACAGUAGCUAUCUCUGGGGGGUUUACCUACGUAAUCUUGUCUCUGCUUUUCCAACUCCAUUCGUGGCCACGCAAACCUCACAUCCAUCACAAUCCGUCUGCCUUCAACGCGAUCUUCCUCUUAAGCUGCUGCCUAGCUUUAUCUCUAUUCUACUUUAAAACUCGAUCGACCUCGAAUCAUCACCGGCGCAAACCUCAGCAGCAACACCCUUCUCCCCUAAGACAUCAUGAACAUGGAGCCCUCCGACAUCUUUCGCAUUGUCAACUUGGCAGUUGGUGUCAUCGUCAUCCUCGGUGGUAUCGUCUCCAUCUUCUCUUUCAGCCUUCAGCCCAUCAUCCUGGGUGCUUACAUGAUCGUCUUUGGUCUUGUUACUGGGCUUCUUGAGUUCCAAAUCCCCCCUCAAGUUUCUCGACAUGCGUCGUUCAUGUUCUCCUUCAUCGGCCGUGGUGUUUUCUACAUCUUCCUCGGCUCUCUGAUGGUCAGCGACAGUGUUCUCAGCAAGAUCGCCGGUAGCAUUGUGGGCAUCACCGGUAUUGCCUACGUCGCUCUCGAGUUCGUUCCCUCCAUCGAGCCCCCUGCCAACAUGCGCGAGGCCGAAGACGCUGGCUGGGGUGCCGAGCAGGUCUAGAAAGCCGAUCAGCCAGUACUGUCUCGCACGAUCGACUCUCCAGACAUGAGUGCAUAGCACUUUCGCGACGAUCAUUCGAACACCAUACGAAUGGUAGCGUGAAUGCGCAAACACGCGGUGAACCUGAAACGUAGAGGAUAAGACUACAUGAAGUCUAGUUUUGAAAGAGUUGGGGAGGAAGAAACUGUGUAUUAUAGGAUUCGCAGGUAGGAAGGAGUUGAAGAUGCGACUCACUGAACGAAAUUAUAAACGAGGUUCAAAUGCUAGUAGUUUGAGGAUGUUGAAAACAUGAACGCGCCGAGCGAUCAGAGUUGAAAAUUUGCUGGGAUCGAAUAUUGUAUUGUCUAGUAUACCAUAUGCUCCCUAACAUGCCAUGAUAUUCAAACGCCAU
Molecule: messenger RNA, 1050 nt
Organism: Fusarium graminearum PH-1
Lineage: Eukaryota; Fungi; Ascomycota; Sordariomycetes; Hypocreales; Nectriaceae
Exons: 5
Coding region: 264-659 (131 amino acids)
Biological process (GO): vesicle-mediated transport
Cellular component (GO): Golgi membrane
Source: RefSeq, a predicted model, not a curated record